Molecule: messenger RNA, 3513 nt
Organism: Durusdinium trenchii
Lineage: Eukaryota; Dinophyceae; Suessiales; Symbiodiniaceae
Source: the annotation of a GenBank genome assembly
AUGGGCCUCGUCGAGGCGGAGGAGCUGCGGCGUUUGGCCGCUGGACCACCGGUUUGGCAGGUGGCCUCCAACUGUCGUGUGCGGAGCUUGAACGAGGUGAACCCUCAGCUUUGGCUCGAUCGCUACAACAGGACCACAGCGGAGCAGGAAUUCCAUUCCGACACCUACCGGGAGAUUAGCUCGGGCGACAUCAUCAGCAAAAGAGUCGGCUGGUUCAAGGGGGACGCUGAGACAUCGGAUAUUGAUCACGAGGUGGCAGUCUUGACAGGGUCACCCCCUGUAGAGCCGGCAGCUGGUGAUCGCCGCGGUCCGAUGGGACCAAGCAAGUUAUCCUGGGAUGAAGGGGUUGGACGUGCCAUGGACAUGGAUGAACCGCCUGCGGGCGAGGAUGUGAAGGAACGUUUGGCUGAGCUUGGAGCCCGUGUGGGUGUUGGAGGCACUGCCCGUGAUGACAAGCCAAAAAGGGGCAAAACCAAGGUUGAUGAAGCUCCACCUACGGGUGAGAAACCAAAAGAAAAAGCAAAGAAGAAAACCGGUAAAAAGAAGAAGGCCCAGGAUCCUCAUUGGUUUGGCCGCCCUGUGUCUGAAUCUGAUGAAGUUGUCGGAUCGGACGAGGCUGGCUCUGAGGAGCAGAAUGACCUCGCUGACGAAGGAAGGACUACAGGACGAAAACGCAAGCCGACUCGAAAGAGAGGCAGCAGGAAGCUCGGCAAGCGGAUGAAGGGUGAAGACCGGGGACCCUUUGGAGUGGGUCACAAGGUCGAAUUCAAGGACUCGGACAGGUCAGACGAUGACGAUUCCGGGUCGUCUUUUCACGCGGGCCCCUCCACGAAGUCCCGGCAAUUGCAGCUUCAGGAGUACUCGGAGCAGUACCCCGGGCGAUUGGCGGCACGACUCCUGCAGAAGAUGGAAGAGAUCCUAGCUCGGCAGGAGGGGCCCUUGUCAUCGAAGGCCGAGCGAAACUUGACUCCAGCGACCGCAACCUCCUAUUUCCUGACGGUGCUACUUCCCCAAUACAAGGACAGAAUAAAUCUCAGGACGAGUCGGGAAAUAAGAACCCUGUCCAAGGUUCUGGAUCUCAUGGCAGUCGGAAACGUGAAAACAGCAGGGGACGUGGUCGCUCAAAGGAUAAAGUCCCUAGAGCUGUUCCUGGCAGACCAGGUGUGGGGAAGAGCGCAGCACCUGGAGCUCAUUCCGCCCGAGGGCGUGAAUCUUGUAGGAAAGGAUGAGACUCUGAUGGCGACAAAGGAACAGGAGUGGACAGCCAUGGUAAAGGAGCUGUUCAAGCAGAAGGCCAAUGUUCUGUGGUUGAAAGCUGUCAUUUGUGUCAUCAACUUCCAAUAUUGCGUGGGCUGGAGCAAUCCAGUAUGCGUGCCCAUCGACGAUGACCUGACAGAUGUUCAAAAGAAGCACAAGCCUUUGCCAGAAGAAAAGAAGUUCACGAUAGUUUACCUGGAUAACUAUGAUGAGAUUCAGGUCAUCAAGCGUUUGGACAUGGACAUGUCGAAAGAGGGUCAUGAGAUUUCAGAAGACCACCAGAAGUUUAUUGAUGCUUGUGAUUCGGCCCACCUACCAAGGAAUAUCGGAAAGCAGCUUAUCCAUGCUUUUGCAGGAGGAUUGCAAGGGGGUGAGCUUGAUGGGUCGCGUGGAGUACUGAAACUCCAAGCAGAGAAGCUGCGAGCAUACAUCGAGGUGAGCCUGUGUCUUCUUACCAAGAAGCGGUGGUCGGAGUUCCAAUUGAGGCAUUGGACAGGAAAAACUGCCUUUUUGGCGACCUUCAAGCGCUCACUGUUUUCGGGAAUGGCAAACAUUUUCACUGCAAUUGAGAAGGCAAGGGUUACUCCUGUUGGAGCAUCAUAUGAGGUCAUUGAUGAAAUCAUGGUUAUGAUGAUCGAGUCACCCCUGAGCCAAGUCGAGUUGCGGGCCAAGAUUUCCCCUGAGAUCAGUUGCACUGAUGCUUCGCCAACAGGUGGCGGCAGCGCAGUGGCCACAGAAUUCAAACCAAUGCCUGAUGUGCACGGGCCACCGGUGUCCGAUACUACACGCUGCAACGCCUGCCAUCACGACCUCCGAAGUGGUAAUGGACGUGUAACCUACCCGUGCCCUGUCCGCUGUGGAGCGAGCUUGUGCUCCGUUAAGUGUGUCAUCAGCCAUCGUCCCUCCGGGUGCGCCCGCGAUAUGUUCCCAGUACCAUUGUUUGGGGAACGUUUCAGUGGACCAAAUUUCCCCCUGACCAAGGCGGUGGCGUUGGCAGGGGUAGGUGUGCAACCACCCCUUGAUGUCCUUGUGAAAGAUGAUGCGUGGGACUACACCACAGAGGCCGGAAAAGAGCGUUUGGACGAAUAUGAGGCAGAUCCAGGGCUGAUGGCGAGCCAUUGGGCACCAAAGUGCAAAACUUUCUCAGCCGCGAGGGGUCGACCCGUCUACACCACUUCAGGAAGAUGGCUUCAAGGGCUGAAGGCUCUGCGAACAAGGGAUAAGCCCUGGGGAAUGGAUCAUCUGAAUCCGGCUGAACAGAUUCUGGUUCGGCGCGGUAAUGCAAUGGCAAAAAGAAGCCUGAAGGGGCUACAAGAUGCCUAUGAGCGGAAGAGGUUUGGUUGCCUUGAACAUCCGUGGGGUUCACACCUGUGGGCCACUCCCGAAGCCACGGAAUUUGCAUCAAGGCAGGGUAUGUUCCACACCUAUUUCUCUGCCUGUUGCUUUGGAGGUUCUCGGACAAAGUGGACAAGCCUCCUGCACAACGUCCCAGAGCUGCACGCGGCUUUGCACACACCCGUGUGCCCAGGUCACCAAGGCCUCUUGCCGUACGAGGUGCACGACGAGGAUGGAGUUCUCCGAUUUGAUACAGCGGCUGAGGCCGAGUACGCUUGGACGCUAUGCAAAGUGUACGCUGAGGCGUUGAGAGCAGCAUUGGCUAAGAGAGUGAGCGUUCCCUUUGGGAUUCAAGCCUGGGAUGCUAAAGCGGCCAUCCUUGCUGCUUUGAAGCGCUCCACCAGAGGAAUGCAGAGUGAUGGAGCAGCUGAAAAUGUCUGCCACGAGGUCCUCAACAUUUUGAAGACUAUGAAUGUUGGCCGUGAACAGAAGCACCUGAGGUGGCUUCUGAGGAAUAUCUGCAUUCGUGGGACCGAGGUCCGUUUUGAGUCAGCGAAAGAGGACGGGUCUGGAUCCUUGCUGGUCCCUUACCCCGCAUAUCGAUGGCAGUGGAAGACCAAGCUGUCUUACCCGUGGCAGCACACGCAGCACAUCAACGUGCUGGAAGUCUCCGCCUUCUUGGUGGAGUUCAGACGCCGGGUGCGCGAUGUGUCGCAGUUGGGCGCCCGCUUUUUCAAUGUCACUGACAGUCAGGUGACUUUCUUCUGCUUGUCCAAAGGACGAAGUAGUUCGGUGCGGCUGAACCGCCUGCUGCGCCGUGUCAAUGCAUUGAUCUUGAUGAGCCGAGCUAUGCCCUUGCACUUGUGGACCAUCUCCAAGUGGAACUUUGCUGAUGCGCCGAGCCGGCGCUUUGAGCAGUGA